Molecule: messenger RNA, 1417 nt
Organism: Rhodamnia argentea
Lineage: Eukaryota; Viridiplantae; Streptophyta; Magnoliopsida; Myrtales; Myrtaceae
Product: GDSL esterase/lipase At2g04570-like
Exons: 3
Coding region: 138-1181 (347 amino acids)
Molecular function (GO): hydrolase activity, acting on ester bonds
Source: RefSeq, a predicted model, not a curated record
UGUUCCCUCCACUAUGAAUCCCUCGUGUAUAUAUACCAUACCCCAUGUCUUGUUCCUCUCUGAGAACUCAGAAAUUCUCCUCCCAAAGCCCCAGCUGUUAGCCGGAAUCAGGCCUCCUGACUACAUAGAAAUUGAGCAUGGCGGCACACGUGCACUUGCUCUUGCUGUUGAUCGCCACCGUGUGCGAAGCCAAAGUCCCUGCGGUCAUCGUGUUCGGGGACUCGUCCGUCGACGCCGGGAACAACAACGUGAUCUCCACCGUCCUGAAGAGCAACUUCCUGCCGUACGGCCGGGAUUUCGUCGGCGGCCGGCCCACGGGGCGCUUCUCCAAUGGCCGGAUCCCUCCGGACUUCAUCUCCGAGGCGUUCGGGCUCAAGCCGACUGUGCCGGCCUACCUGGACCGGAUGUACAGCAUCAAGGACUUCGCCACCGGAGUCUGCUUUGCCUCCGCCGGGACUGGGUACGACAAUGCCACCGCCACCGUCCUCAACGUAAUCCCCAUGUGGCGAGAGAUGGAGUACUACAAGGAAUACCAGCAGAAGCUCCGGUCGUACCUCGGCGACAACAAGGCCAACUUCACCCUCUCCGAGGCGCUCUACCUGGUCAGCCUCGGCACCAACGACUUCCUCGAGAACUACUACUCUUCCCUCCCCGGCGGACGGCGGUCACAGUUCACGGUGGGGCAGUACGAGGACUUCCUCGUCGGCCUCGCCACCAACCUGAUAACUGAGCUGCACCGCCUCGGCGCCCGGAAGGUGUCGCUGACGGGGCUGCCCCCGAUGGGAUGCCUACCGCUGGAGAGGACGACCAACUUCUUCGGGCUUAAUGAGUGUGUUCAGGAGUACAACGACGUGGCCGUGGAGUUCAACGGCAAGUUGAGGAAGGCGGUGGCGAGGAUGAACCAGCGGCUCCCCGGGCUGCGGAUGGUGCUGUCGGAUCCCUACGAGCUGUUCCUUCAGAUCAUCAAGAAGCCCUCUUCCUUCGGGUUCGACAUCACGCAGAGGGCGUGUUGCUCGACCGGGCUGUACGAGAUGAGUUACCUGUGCAAUCAACAGAAUCCGUUCACCUGCAUCGACGCUAGCAAGUACGUGUUCUGGGAUUCCUUCCACCCGACGGAGAAGAUGAACCAGAUACUCUCGGAGUAUCUGACCAGGGAGCUUCUCCUACCCACGUUCUCUUGAUCGAGUGUACGAUGAUUAUGAAUGCAUGUGAUGCGUGAUUUAUAUAUAGACCCUCCGCUGGUCGAGCUAUUUCAUGCCGUUCCAUGUGUAAAUUGCGAUUGUCGGUGCCAAAAUGUUGUACUAAAGAUCGAUAUGAACAAUUUAAUGUUUGGAGCUCGAUCAACUUCCAUGCGAUGAAACUGCUGAUAGAUUUGCUUUAUUGUAUAGUUUUCUCUCUUAGGGAGAAGGCCAAUCUA